AUGCAAUGGUACCAGAUAUUCCAGGACGGCCCCGAAUACGAAGCCAGGAGACAGAAAUCGACCUUCAUCCUUUCUAACCUGGCGCUGAAGGAUGUACAUGCCGCUGUCCCCAAGCAUCUAUUCCAGAGGGAUACUUUGAAAAGUCUCUACUACAUUCUCCAGCAUCUGGCAUUCACGUAUGCCUUCUAUAUGCUCGGGACGCGGAUCGACGGUUUUGUCUGGUCACUUGGAAAGACAUAUGCGAUAGGACCCGCCGUCGGAGUCCUGCUCAGGUCAGUGUUGUGGGUUAUCUACUGGUUCUGGCAGAGCAUUGCUUUUGCUGGGAUCUGGUGCUUAGGGCACGAGGCGGGACACGAUGCCUUAUCGCCCUACCCGCUCUUUAACGCGGUUGCAGGUAUCAGCUUACAUACGUUCAUUUUGGUCCCUUACUAUGCUUGGAGAGUGACACACCGGACACAUCAUAAAUCAACCAACAACCUUGAACGUGAUGAGACGUACAUCCCGCCGACGCGAAAAGAUCUCAAACUACCUGACGGCAAGGUAGCUGUAAAAAUGGACUACAAAGAUAUCAUCGAAGAAACACCGGCGUACACGCUCUUCAAACUUGUCGUGCGGCAACUUUUAGGCUACCAGCUAUAUUUGAUUCAUAAUCGGAAGGGCAACCCGAAAUAUCCGAAAUGGACCAGUCACUACAAGCCGUCGUCCCUCAUUUUCAAGCCUGAGCACCAUCAAUCCAUAAUCCUAUCGGAUAUUUGCAUCGCUAGUAUGCUUACCAUUUUGGGUGUUUGGACGUACAAGUCGGGAGGAUCUUUUGUUUGGAAGCAUUACUGGGUCCCUUGGCUGGGCACGCUGUUUGCAUUGUGGAGAUCUUUUCGGCAGUGCACUUUCAUUGAAGACGACGGAGAUGUCGUGUUCUUCAAGAACCAGCAAGGCGAGGCCGUUCGCCAAGUGGGAUCUGCAGGCAUUGCGGAUGCCCAGUAG
This is a messenger RNA of Gloeophyllum trabeum ATCC 11539, 981 nucleotides long. RefSeq lists its product as uncharacterized. The record is from RefSeq and is a predicted model, not a curated record. Bases 1 to 981 code for a protein of 326 amino acids. NCBI's taxonomy places the organism in Eukaryota, Fungi, Basidiomycota, Agaricomycetes, Gloeophyllales, Gloeophyllaceae. The transcript has 9 exons. Gene Ontology annotation, biological process: lipid metabolic process. Gene Ontology annotation, molecular function: oxidoreductase activity.